AAUUUCCUAUCUCUUUCAUCUUGUUUCAACUUUCUCUCUGCGUCCCCUCUCAGUGCCAUAAUUGUAUCUCUCCAGGUAGCAAAAUAUGUGCGAGGGGGAGAAGCUGGACAACGGUUUCACCGAAGGAGAUGAAGAAUUUUCAAAUUCUUCCAUCAAUCAGGUUGAUCCUGGGAUACCUGCAUUGCUAACAUGGCAGAGAAAAUUAAACGGCGAGGGAAAUACCCCUGUGUCGUUCUCUAUAUCUUUGAAGGAAGUAAUUCAUUUGGCUCCAAUAGGUUUUCGUCUAUGGCGUCAUGUUCAAGAAGAAGCUGCAAAGGGAAGGGGGGCUCUAAUGAAUCCAUUUUCUAAGCGUCAUGUAACAUCUAAUCAUGGCGUUCCUCUAGGCGGUAUCGGUGCAGGAAGCAUCGGUAGAAGUUACAAAGGCGAAUUUAAGCGUUGGCAACUAUUUCCGAGAAUGUGUGAAGACAAACCCGUUUUAGCAAAUCAAUUUUCUGCUUUUGUUUCGCGUCCUAACGGUGAAAAGUAUUCUACUGUCCUGUGCCCAAGGAGCCCGGAGAUUGUCAAAGAAACCGAAGUUUCCGGGAUCGGAUCUUGGGACUGGAAUCUCGAUGGACAUAGUUCUACAUAUCAUGCUUUGUUCCCAAGAUCAUGGACUGUUUAUGAGGGUGAACCUGACCCAAAACUUAGAAUUGUUUGCCGUCAAAUUUCUCCUUUUAUUCCCCAUAAUUAUAAGGAGAGCAGCUUUCCUGUCUCAGUUUUUACUUUUACGCUAUACAAUUCUGGACAGACUGCUGCAGAUGUUACCCUGCUUUUUACAUGGGCUAAUUCUGUUGGAGGGCUUUCCGAAUUUUCUGGUCAUCACUCCAAUUCGAAAACGGGGGUGAAGGACAGAGUGCAUGGUGUACUUCUACAUCACAAGACAGCGAACGGACUGCCCCCAUUGACUUUUGCUAUAGCGGCGGAGCAGACUGAUGGCAUUCAUGUGUCAGAAUGCCCCCGUUUUGUGAUAGCCGGUAACUCAAAGGGUAUCACUGCAAAAGAAAUGUGGUAUGAGAUAAAAGCGCACGGAUCUUUUGAUCGUUUGAGUACUUCCGAAAUGUCAGAGCCUUCAGAACCAGGAUCAUCUAUUGGGGCGGCUAUCGCUGCUUCUGUGACAAUUCCCUCGGAUGCAACACGCACCGUUACAUUUUCGUUGGCAUGGGAUUGCCCCGAAUUAAGAUUUUCUAGUGGAAAGACUUAUUACAAGCGCUACACUAAGUUCUACGGUAUUCAUGGGGAUGCUGCUGCAGAUAUUGCGCGCGAUGCUAUUCUGGAGCAUCGGCAUUGGGAGUCCCAGAUUGAGGCAUGGCAAAGACCCAUUCUUGAAGACAAGAGGCUUCCAGAAUGGUACGCGGUUACUCUUUUCAAUGAGCUGUAUUAUCUCAAUUCAGGAGGAACAGUUUGGACAGAUGGAUCGCCACCGCUGCAUAGUGUAGCAAGCAUUGGAGGAAGGAAGUUUUCUCUUGAUAGAUCAUCAUUGGGUUUGAAAAGUAUUAUCGAUUCAUCUGAUCAAAGUGACACUGCAAUCGACAUUCUUGAAAGGAUGACUUCGGUACUCGAGCAGAUACAAGCUCCAGCCUCAUCAAAAUCUGCAUGUGGAACAAGUCUGCUUCAAAAGGGAGAUGAGAACAUAGGUCAAUUCCUUUAUUUCGAAGGAGUCGAAUAUCAGAUGUGGAACACCUAUGAUGUCCAUUUCUACUCAUCGUUUGCACUAGUUAUGCUAUUUCCGAAACUUGAGCUCAGUGUCCAGAGAGACUUUGCCGCAGCAGUAAUGAUGCAUGACCCGAGCAGGAUGAAACUUCUACAUGACGGAAGUUGGGGUCCGAGAAAGGUUCUUGGAGCGAUUCCUCAUGACAUCGGAAACAAUGACCCUUGGUUCGAAGUGAAUGCAUACAACUUAUACGACACGGAUAGGUGGAAGGACUUGAAUCCUAAAUUUGUUCUCCAAAUUUAUAGAGACGUGGUUGCCACCGGCGAUAAGAAGUUUGCUCAAGCUGUUUGGCCGUCGGUUUAUGUUGCAAUGGCGUACAUGGACCAGUUUGAUAAGGAUGGUGAUGGGAUGAUUGAGAAUGAAGGCUUCCCUGAUCAGACCUACGAUACAUGGUCGGUCUCUGGUGUGAGCGCAUAUUGUGGUGGACUGUGGGUGGCAGCAUUGCAGGCUACAGCUGCCCUGGCUCGUGAAGUCGGUGAUAGAGGUUCCGAGGAUUAUUUUUGGUUCAAGUUUCAGAAAGCAAAAGCGGUUUAUCAGAAAUUAUGGAACGGAUCUUACUUCGACUACGACAGCAGUGGUCAAAGUUCGUGUUCGUCGAUUCAAGCAGAUCAGCUUGCUGGACAAUGGUAUUCCAUAGCAUGUGGCCUUUCACCAAUUGUUGAUCAAAAGAAGGCAAUUAGUGCACUGGAGAAAAUCUACAAUUACAAUGUCUUAAAGGUCAAGGAUGGGAGACGAGGGGCAGUUAACGGGAUGCUACCCGAUGGAAGGAUUGACACGACAGCAAUGCAAUCGAGAGAAAUAUGGUCCGGUGUCACAUACGCUCUUGCCGCGACGAUGAUCCAGGAAGAUAUGAUUGACGUUGCAUUUAAGACCGCGGCUGGAAACUAUGAAACUGCAUGGUCGGAGGAAGGACUUGGUUACUCUUUUCAAACUCCGGAAGCUUGGAACUCGGACGACGAAUAUAGAUCUUUGGCAUACAUGCGUCCUUUAGCCAUAUGGGCAAUGCAGUGGGCGCUAACUAGACCGAAACCGUCUGAGCAGCCGGCGGUGAGACCAGAAAUCGAUGAGAUUUUGUUGCUGAAGCACCAUGUAGGGUUCUCAAGAGUUGCCAGGCUUCUCAAGUUGCCAGAAGAGAAAGCACCUAGAAGUCUUUUUCAAGUUGUCUUUGACUAUACCUGCAAGAGGAUGUGGAUGUGAGUUUAUUUUUUUCUUUCAGUAUCUGCUAAUCUUGUUCAUAAAUAAUUAUUGGGUGUUGUAUCAUUUAUUUACUAAUGGUGGUGAACUAGCAAUAUUUCUACUUGAAUAAAAUACCAAUU
Messenger RNA from Morus notabilis, 3066 nucleotides. RefSeq names its product non-lysosomal glucosylceramidase. Bases 86 to 2947 code for a protein of 953 amino acids. The record is from RefSeq and is a predicted model, not a curated record. Gene Ontology annotation, molecular function: glucosylceramidase activity; beta-glucosidase activity. The transcript has 20 exons. Gene Ontology annotation, biological process: glucosylceramide catabolic process; carbohydrate metabolic process. NCBI's taxonomy places the organism in Eukaryota, Viridiplantae, Streptophyta, Magnoliopsida, Rosales, Moraceae. Gene Ontology annotation, cellular component: membrane.